Trichophyton benhamiae CBS 112371 is the source of this 1002-nucleotide messenger RNA. RefSeq names its product FMN-dependent dehydrogenase family protein. The transcript has a single exon. The coding region runs from base 1 to 1002 and encodes 333 amino acids. Lineage: Eukaryota; Fungi; Ascomycota; Eurotiomycetes; Onygenales; Arthrodermataceae. Gene Ontology annotation, biological process: lactate metabolic process. Gene Ontology annotation, molecular function: L-lactate dehydrogenase (cytochrome) activity; FMN binding. The record is from RefSeq and is a predicted model, not a curated record.
AUGCUGGGAACCCCCGUCUCGGCCCCCUUCUACGUCACGGCCACCGCGCUGGGCAAGCUGGGCCAUCCGGACGGCGAGGUCUGCCUCACGCGCGCCUCCGCUACCCACGACGUCGUGCAGAUGAUCCCCACCCUGGCGUCGUGCUCCUUUGACGAGAUCGUCGAUGCAAAGACCGACAAGCAGACCCAAUGGCUGCAGCUCUACGUCAACAAGGACAGAGCCAUCACCCGCCGCAUCGUCGAGCACGCCGAGGCCCGCGGCUGCAAGGGCCUCUUCAUCACCGUCGACGCUCCCCAGCUCGGCCGCAGGGAGAAGGACAUGCGCUCCAAGUUCGCCGACCAGGGCUCCAGCGUCCAGGCCACCACCGCCUCCUCCUCCUCUGCCGCCGCCGUCGACCGCUCCCAGGGUGCUGCCCGCGCCAUCUCUUCUUUCAUCGACCCCAGCCUCUCCUGGAAGGACCUGCCGUACUUCCGCUCCAUCACCAAGAUGCCCAUCGCCCUCAAGGGGGUGCAGCGUGUAGACGACGUGCUGCGGGCCGUUGAAGCCGGCAUCGAUGCCGUCGUGCUCUCCAACCACGGCGGCCGGCAGCUCGAGUACGCGCCCUCGGCCAUCGAGCUGCUCGCAGACGUCAUGCCGGCCUUGCGUGCCCGGGGAUGGGACCGCAAGAUCGAAGUCUACAUCGACGGAGGCGUCAGGCGGGCCACCGACAUCCUCAAGGCCGUGUGUCUGGGCGCAAAGGGCGUGGGAAUUGGCCGGCCGUUCCUAUACGCCAUGAGUGCCUAUGGCACCGAGGGCGUCGAGAAGGCCAUGCAGCUCCUCAAGGACGAGAUGGAGAUGAACAUGCGGCUGCUCGGAUGCACCAGCAUCGACCAGCUGGGACCCGACCUGCUUGACACCAGGGGGCUCUCCGUCCACACCGUCUCGGGGCCCAUCGACAACCUCUCUCACAGCGUUUAUGACCCCAUGAGCUUGCCUGCAGACAGGCCUGUUUCAAAGCUAUAA